Ornithodoros turicata is the source of this 693-nucleotide messenger RNA. Its product is annotated as E3 ubiquitin-protein ligase MARCHF3-like. The record is from RefSeq and is a predicted model, not a curated record. Lineage: Eukaryota; Metazoa; Arthropoda; Arachnida; Ixodida; Argasidae. Gene Ontology annotation, molecular function: ubiquitin-protein transferase activity; zinc ion binding. Bases 21 to 629 code for a protein of 202 amino acids. The transcript has 4 exons. Gene Ontology annotation, biological process: protein ubiquitination.
UAACGAAGGAAAACGACGCAAUGGCGGCCAACAGGCGUUCUCGCGGUGGUAGCGCUCUUUCGUGCAGGUUAUGCUUUCGUGGACAAGAAGUGGACUAUCUGUUUUUACCCUGCCUCUGUACAGGUGACGCUGGCCUCGUUCAUCGUGGUUGUAUUGAGCGCGCGCUCUUGCAGAAUGGGAACGAAUCAUGCGCCACCUGUGGAUAUCGCUUCAAAAUCAAGACCAAAACAAAGAGCAUGUUUUUGUGGCUUGUCUCAAGUGAUCGUCGCCAAGAAGCGGUAUUUUUCAUGUUGAACACAUUCGGUUCUAUCGGAGACGUACUGGCUUUCACACUGGCAUGGCUAAAGGCGCUGAGCUAUCUCAACUCUCCUUUGGGACCUGCUGUGCCUGCCCUGGUUGCCGUAGGAUUUCUUGUCGUCCUUUCUUUCUUCUGGGCUCUCUUUGUAGGAUAUCGCUUCUGGUAUUUUACAGAGCCUUUGCGUCAAUGGCGCCGGGACACGUGCCGUGUUCAAGUACUUCCAGCAUCGCCCGUGGCACGGCAAAGGCAUCGGUUCAAUGACAGCGCUGUUGCAACUGUGUACCCAGCAUCGGAGAGGAACUCCUAUACUCUUGCAGUUUCAGCAUCGUAACAGAAGUCGUUGAGGAGCUGUGCUUGUAACACUUGAUGUAUAAACACUUGUUCCUUGAAAUGGA